This is a messenger RNA of Gregarina niphandrodes, 543 nucleotides long. RefSeq lists its product as hypothetical. The record is from RefSeq and is a predicted model, not a curated record. Lineage: Eukaryota; Apicomplexa; Conoidasida; Eugregarinorida; Gregarinidae. The coding region runs from base 1 to 543 and encodes 180 amino acids. The transcript has a single exon.
AUGGGCGUCCUGCAGACGAUAACCGACCACUACAACUGGCAAGGGACGCCGGUGCUGGCCGCCGCCGCGACGGGGGAGAGGGCCCAAGAGCAACUAGAAGACGACAUCGACGGACCUACUACUCACGGUAAGCCUCACCAGAAUGGCCCUGUGCGCCAAAAGGGGAUACGUCGACGAGUUACGACCAUCCGCCCCGAAGUACAGGGAGGAGGAGCUAGGACACUCGCGGCGGAGACGAACCACGCGAAGCAGAAACGGCUCUUUGAGCAAAACACACUGGACAUGGACGGCGAGCACCGCGAGCGGCUGUGGGAGCUCCUGGAGUUCAAUGACACGCGGGAAGACCCCAAGGUGGCGCAGGCCAAGUACGAAGCACGGUUCGAGGUCUCAGGACGCCCGCACAAGGCCAGACUCCGCCACUACGAACCCGAAAUGCUGGAGGAGUUGAAGAAGCAGGUCGCGAAGCAACUGGAGCUGGGAGUCAUCCGACCCUCCAAGAGCGAGUGGGCUGCCGCUCCUCGCUUUGCAAAGAAGAAGACCUGA